CUUCAAUUCUUAGCUUUUGACAAUUGUGUCUCACGUGCGAUUUAUAAUUCAGUGUUGGCUGAAAGCAGAACGUCAUCAAAAUUUUUAAAAAGAAAAAGUGUAUUAUUCACCCCGGUUCACAACAAGUAUUUAUUUUUGUAAAGGAAAUUCCAAUUUUCAACAGUCAUCAUCAUGUCGUCUGAUUUUCAAAUGACAGAUGCAUUGAAAUUUUUGUCAUUGAUUUUAUUAUUAUUUUGUGAUUCUUUUCUCAAAUGUGAAGCAAAAUUGAAAGACGGUGAUUGCGAAGUAUGCAUCAAAAGUUUAGAAGCUUUUACAGCACAGAUUACUGAUGACAUUAGAAAAGAUGAAAAUAAACUUGAUGUUGCCUUUAGGAAGUUUUGCAAGGACCUCAAACAUGUUAAAGGCAAAGACAGGUCUAAAGAUGAACGAUUUUGUUAUUAUUUGGGAGGCCUUGAGGAAUCAGCCACUGGAAUCUUGCAGAAAGUUUUGAGGCCGAUCAGCUUCUUUAAACCAUUAGAAAAAAUAUGUGAAGACCUCAAAAAGAUGGAUUCCCAGAUCUGUGAACUAAAAUAUGAAAAACAGAUUGAUUUAGUGAAUGUGAACCUGAAAAAGUUGAAGGUUAAGGACCUGAAGAAGAUUCUGUCUGACUGGGACCAGGACCAAGCCUGCAAGGGGUGCGCGGAGAAAUCCGACUUUAUUAAGAAGAUCGAAGAACUCAUGCCCAUAUAUGCCCCCGAGGCUGCAAAGAAACGAGAGGAACUUUGAUAAUAAUUUGUUGUUAGCGUUACUAUUUAUUAAAGAUUACCAUGGAACAACAUUAUUACACAUGCAUUCAUUUUUCUGAGGGAUAUUCCAGAAAUAAGUUAAAAUCUGUAUGAUGUGUGUAUGUAUGGAAGGCAUUUGUAUUAAAUUUUGGUGUGUCGGUAGGUGGAUGUUUGUUUAUAUGUCUGAAUUUGACAGUUUAGAAUAGGGGUUGUGGAGGUGUAAACUUGAUUUGUUUGUAAUAUUAGUGGGUCAGUGGGUUAACAUGACAAGUGCCAUUCACCAAUUCCACUCCCAUUUCUUGGACAUUUAUUUCUGGAAUAACUCUUAGUAACAUAGUGAAGAUGCAGUUCAUCUAGUUAAAAAAAAGAAGAUAAAUGAUCUUGUUAAAAAGAAAAAAUCAUGUUCUGACCCCAUGUAAAUAAAAGUUUCCUUACAUUACAAAUUUCAGUUAAGUUAUCUGGUCUGAAAUUUUAAGUUGUCAAAUUGUUUGGGAAUUAUACGCAAGAGUUCAUGGAUUGGGGAAUGAAAUUGAAGAAACAAUGCUUUAUGAGGGUUUUAGUUUGUCCAUAAUGGGCACCUUAGUGCCCUGCAAAAGUAAUGUAACAAUAAAUCUGUAAGAAAAUUGAAACUUUGUACAAAGUCCAAUAUUUGUGAUGUUUUUGUUAUUUGUUGCAUGAUAAAAUAAAUGAAUUUACUUACAAAUUUCAUGUUUGUGACUAGAUAGCUAGAAAUGUAAGUAAAAGUUAUAUAGUUGCCAUAUGUUGAUAAUGUAUUCAUUUUGCUCUUAUGGAAAGAAACAUGAAAAAUGGUGGUGAUAUUCGAUAUAAUGUUGAACAUGAGUUAACAUCUUGAGGCCCACAUAACCUAAUAGAUAAGAACACUUUAGAAAAAUGUAUUAAUAAAUGUACAUGCCUUCAAGGAAUAUAGUGUGUGUUAAUUUCAAAUCUGUUAAUUCUACUAUUAAAUGUCUCUUAAACGUUUUGUGACCACUCCCGUAAACUAUGGCAGAUUUUGGAAACUCUUUAAAACUGAUCUUAAAGUCGCUGAUCCUGCUUAUUAGGCAGUGUAAAAUAUUGUCAGCUAUUACACCUUUUUCCUUAUUCACAUCAUUACAUUUCACUUCAAACUGAUGUCGCACCAAAUUAAUUUUAGGCUAAAUAUAAAACAAUAUAUGUAUAUUCCUUGGAAACUAGUUUUCAUCUUUCAAAAAUGUAUUAUACUAUUUAUAGUCAUUGUAAAAUCUAUAUCAGAUUUAUAUUCUACUUUUGUGUUCAUGUUUUGUAAUCUGCAGUAAAACUCCCUUGAUAGAAAUGUGAUCAUCAAUGCAUCUUGGGUAGAUUCAUGGCACAUAUCACAUUAAGUGAAUAUGUGAACAAAUUUUAUUGGACAAAUGUUUUAUUAAGCCCUGCUACAUUGUUCAUAAUAAACAAUGGAUUGACUAACUUCUGAACUUGUUGAUUCUCGACUUGUUGGCCUUAGCUAUGAAGUAAGAUUGAUCCAGGCUGCAUGUGAUCAUUGUGAACAAAUGAGUUUGCCAACUGUCCUAAAUGGUAGUGAGUAUAUCACUGGCCCGACUACCAGUAGGUACUGGGGUUUCAUAUAUUGAUAUAUAUAUUAUCCACAUAGUGUGUCAUAAUGAUUUCACGUGCACAACGAAUGAUGUAAUUUUGGGAAGCGAAGUCAUAACAUAAUGCAGCUUCCCCAGUCUUAGCUCUCCUCUGUAAGGCUCGUCAUUUUGUUGUCUCGUUCUAAUUACGUUUUGACAUGGUCCUAGCUUGUUGUUUAUAAAAAUAAUGUGGAUAAUAAAGAAAUUAUUACACACUCAUGUGAGUCGUACUGAUUUUAUGAGUCUCCUCAGGAUUCACUUUCACUUGGCAGUACAAUAAUCCUAACACUCAUUUCCAGUGUUUCUGCCAGAUAAAAAAAAAUCUGCAAAACAAUUUGGGUAUGGUGCCAUACCCAUUUUACCCUCUGGCAGAAACCCCAAACUUUUGUAAAAUCAGUAUAACACACAAGCUCAUAUGAUAAGCUCUAUGUAUAUACACGUAUGUGAAUUCUAUACCGCAUGGAAUGGUUGUACUUGGCAAACUACACACUAUGGAUAAAUCCAAUCAUUAAAAGUUGUGCAAGUUUGAGUAGACUCAAAUUGAGUCACAAGAAUUGCUCACACUAUCAACUAAAUCUGGGAAAAUCAUAAAGUUUGUGAGUUAGUCAGCCUGUUUAGUAGGAUCCAUACUUGGCUGCAGGCUUUACAUGGCUUGGUUUACAAAGGAUCUGCAACAUGUUUUUGGACAUAGACUCUAGCUAUCGUUAAAUAAACAACAUGCUAAUUAAAAGUAUAUUCCACAGAAAGGCAUAUAUUUAUGUACUGAUUUCUUCUUUAUUUAAAUUUUUUAUUUUAACAUAACCCGGUUUUAUCCUGUGCUUUAAUUUAUGUCCUGGUUUUAUCCUGCGCUUGAAUUUUUCUCCGUCCAUAAAAACAAUACGUGUAUGACAUGAUUUAUAAGCUGUCAGAAAGUCUCAUAAUGUUUACCACUUUAAUUAUUAGUUACUAUUCUCAUUGUUAUUCAUACACUUGUUUCAAAAGUGAUAAAAAUGGAAUAGAUAUUAUUCCCCCAAAAUAUUAAGUGCAUUCUCAAACCGUGCACUUGAGAAGUCAUACAUCAUGGUUUAAAUCUUGAACAAAGUGCAACUACUUGCCAUCUUGUUAUUCGUUAAUCAACACUUCUUUUCUUUUUUUUAAAUAAAUAAAUCUGGACUGUUAACUUGGUUGCUCCAGUUUUUAAUUUUAAUAACCAUGCAUCUUACUGGUAUCAGGCUUGUCAUUAAAUAAUAAAACAUUCCUUCCUUUCUUAUUAAUAUCGAUGGUGGUUUUGGUGUUUUUAAUUUUUACAUUGACAGCUGUAUGUGCUAAUCUUCUCUCAGACUAGAACAGAGGCUCCGUCUCUGGACCCUUACUUAAUUUAACUUUCCUCGAGUGUCACCAUUUGAGAAAAGCAGACAGUUUACAAGGAAGACAUAGUCAUUUAUCAUAAUAUGCUACAUUAGCAUUUUAAAGAAUGAUGAGGAAAAAUGUGAGGGGUGUGCAAAUGCAUCCAUGGUCAUACCAAUGUGUUGUCGUCUUCAAUAGAGGCCAACUCUUACUUUCGUUGUCUUAAAGAGUCUACAGAAUUUAUUUGUCAGCUUUUUCUUGUUUUUUGGCUGUGCAACGUCUAGUCUUGAAGGAUACAUCGUACCAAUUUGUAAUUUUAUUAUGCCCCAAGUUCAUUGUUUCUGGUUUCAGUUUUGUCUGCAGUUCUUUUAAUAGGAUUGAGCACCACACACACACACACACACACACACACACACACACACACACACACACACACACACACACACACACACACACACACCCACACACACACACACACAACUUUGAAGCCAAGAUGGUCGUGUGUUGGCCCAACUUUUGUUGAAAUGCAAAUUAACACACCUCCCCCACCCUCACUCUCCAGUUGCUGGCAGCUUCUGCCGUCUAUGAUUUAUGUUAAAAUAUGUCCCAACAGUUUGGUUUAAAAAAACAAAAAACAUACUCUUUAUGCUUUAUUCUAUGUCUCUAUAUAUCAAAUGUCUCUUUUAAGCAUUCUCCAGUUACUAAUUCCUUAAAGAAAUAUCUUUUGGGUUCUGUUUUUAACCGGUUCAUUGACAUACUGAAAUUGUUACUUACAAUGCUGAAAAUGCCUCGCUAAACAGCUGUUGGAGAGAUCACGCAAGAUUUGUAUCAUCACAUAGCAAUAUCACUUGUGGGAGAUUGAUUUAAAGACAUCCGAUUGGCUGUUAAAGACGAAGCAACAUUGACUAAUGAAACCAACACUAUUGAAACAUGUAACUGCUCUAGACAGGUCGUUUAAAAACGCAUCCUUGCUUUCACUUGUUAUAUAUAUUUUGAAACAAGUUGUAAGGCAAGUGGUAUUUAACAACCACUCUGGAGUAGUCUACAACUUGUGGUAACACAUCGUACAUGUAGAUAGUGUUCAUCUAUUGAGACCCGAAAGAUUUUGUAAUGAGCUAAUUUUUGUCACCAAUACUAAAUCCAUGUGUGCAUGUUAAUUUUAUUUGAAAUUGGACAAAAAUAACAUCAUUGCAUUUCAUACACACAACUUGUUUUUACGUGUCCAUUAUUCUCACAUUGAUGUACAUAUAAGUACAUACCCAUUUGUGUGGGUGAAAAUAUAAUGCCAGAAAAACUUUGUACAGUGUACAAAUACAUUUUGUUAUUUUAUUUGAAGAGGUAGUAUGUUCAAUAAAUUUUUCAUUAUA
Messenger RNA from Gigantopelta aegis, 5064 nucleotides. RefSeq names its product mesencephalic astrocyte-derived neurotrophic factor homolog. Bases 172 to 765 code for a protein of 197 amino acids. Lineage: Eukaryota; Metazoa; Mollusca; Gastropoda; Neomphalida; Peltospiridae. The record is from RefSeq and is a predicted model, not a curated record. Gene Ontology annotation, cellular component: endoplasmic reticulum. The transcript has 4 exons. Gene Ontology annotation, biological process: dopaminergic neuron differentiation; neuron projection development.